This is a messenger RNA of Penicillium angulare, 444 nucleotides long. Its product is annotated as H(+)-transporting V1 sector ATPase subunit F. The record is from RefSeq and is a predicted model, not a curated record. The transcript has 4 exons. Gene Ontology annotation, biological process: proton transmembrane transport. NCBI's taxonomy places the organism in Eukaryota, Fungi, Ascomycota, Eurotiomycetes, Eurotiales, Aspergillaceae. Gene Ontology annotation, cellular component: proton-transporting V-type ATPase, V1 domain; fungal-type vacuole membrane. Gene Ontology annotation, molecular function: proton-transporting ATPase activity, rotational mechanism. Bases 1 to 444 code for a protein of 147 amino acids.
AUGGCGGCGUCGGCCGCAUCAUACAAGGACCGCCAAUUACUGGCCGUGAUUGGCGAUGAAGAGUAUGCCUCUCCUUCCAAAGCUUACCUCUAUAUGUAUCUCAAUUUCGCUAACCCCGUUCGCUCGUAUAGCUCAGUGACUGGCCUGCUCCUCGCCGGCAUCGGACACGUAACCGAUCCCCCAGACGCACAACGAAACUUCCUCGUUGUCGACUCCAAGACCGAGACCACUGAAAUCGAGCGUGCAUUUGUGAACUUCACCCAAGAGAGAAAAGACAUAGCUGUCGUUUUAAUCAACCAACACGUCGCGGAGCGCAUUCGCCACAGCGUAGACACUUUCGCCGAUCCCUUCCCUGCCGUUCUCGAAAUCCCCAGCAAAGACCACCCCUACGAUCCGGAGAAGGACAGCGUUCUCAAGCGUGUGCGCCGACUCUUUGGCGAAUAG